Morchella sextelata is the source of this 1017-nucleotide messenger RNA. RefSeq lists its product as uncharacterized. The transcript is spliced from 7 exons. The record is from RefSeq and is a predicted model, not a curated record. Lineage: Eukaryota; Fungi; Ascomycota; Pezizomycetes; Pezizales; Morchellaceae. The coding region runs from base 1 to 1017 and encodes 338 amino acids. Gene Ontology annotation, molecular function: protein binding.
AUGGCACAUGGCACCGAAUACUGUGAAGCAAAGCCUUCAAUUCGAAGGCCAACUACAUAUUAUCUGGGUCAUACGAGCACUUCAAGGCUUUGCUAUAUUGCCGGUCCUCAACUACCGUCUCCAGCAAGCACCCGUCAUCUAGAUCAGAACCUUGGAGUAUCCAGUAAAGAUUUGCUCAAGCACGGCUCCAACUAUACCUCACACCGCUGCAUUCCUGGUUACGGGAGCUCUAAUACUCUACCACCAACUUCCAUACCUCCCAUAAACAAUUACCAUUGCCAUAACUCCCUUCAGACUACAAACCUGCAAGAGGCUCCGUAUUCGAUUGAAGUCUCCAUCCGCCUCCGCCACGCCAUCCUCGCCGGCGACCUCCUCCUAACCAAACGCAUCCUCAAAAACCACUCCAACGCACUCUACAACCCCGACCACGCCGGCAACACCUCGCUCCACCUCGCCGCCGAAAAGGGCCAUCUCAGCAUCGUCCAGCACCUCGUCACCGAGUCCCACCACGAGGACGCCGGGAUCUCAAAGAAUGCGGCCAGCGACACGCCGCUGAUGCUGGCGGCUGGCGGCGGCCAUGAGCAAAUUGUUGUGUUCCUGGCGGGCGCCUUUGAGCGCUGUAUUGACUGGCGGAACAAGGCGGGGCUGACGGCGAUGAUGCAUGCGGCACAGAAAGGGUGGGACGAGGUUGUCAAUACAUUGAUAGACUUGGGCGCAGAUAUAGACAUGACCGAUGCGCUGGAGAACUUCAAGUUCGCCUUCGCCUACGGGCACCACAACACCAUCAGCACGCUCGUGGACCGGGGCGCAACAACGGAUAAGCGCAACCGCCAGGGCUUCAUCCCGCUGGACUAUUCGUACAACAUCCAGGUCGAGCAGUACUUUGAGAACGUCGUACCCGACAAGCGGUAUGUGGCCGAACGGGAGACAACGCGCAGUAGAGCUGCGACGCCGAUCUUCGGGAGGAGUGAGAGGACUACGACGCCGCAGAGGCAGAGGGCUAGUAGUGGCUCUUGA